This is a messenger RNA of Trematomus bernacchii (emerald rockcod), 3245 nucleotides long. Its product is annotated as von Willebrand factor A domain-containing protein 7-like. NCBI's taxonomy places the organism in Eukaryota, Metazoa, Chordata, Actinopteri, Perciformes, Nototheniidae. The coding region runs from base 1 to 2775 and encodes 924 amino acids. The record is from RefSeq and is a predicted model, not a curated record. The transcript is spliced from 17 exons.
AUGACUUCAGUGCUCGGGAUAGCCCUGCUGACUUUCGCCCUGUCAGGGUCUGCAGUGGCCUUUGUCUCCAUCGGGGGUGGGGCCUCCACUCAUGUCAGCAUUACAGCAACGGCUCUAUUGCAGAAAGUGACGGAGACAUGUCGUGUGGUGGCAGAGGCUGCCGGUCACGAGUUCAAACCCACGGGUUCGUCUCCUGAAGAGUUGGUCCAAGCCUGUUUAGGUCCGAGAGCAACAGGAGAAGUAUCUGGGGCCAAGUUUCACUCUGCUCUUCAAGAUAUCUACACCCAGAACGGACUGGUAGACCGUGACUUUGUCAGCAGUGCUCCCCACCACUUCAACUCGGAGAACUUUGUGCAGGGACGUACUCUUAUUAUGGAGGGUAUGGCAGCCAUUAAGGCCAACAUUGGCAAGGAGAACUUCAAGGCUGCCAGGGAAACACUGGGCAGAAUCCUUCAUACACUACAGGACUUCUACAGCCACAGUAACUGGGUCGAGUUGGGAAACACAAAGCCAUACAUCAACCUCAUACGGCCAGAUCUUUCCCUGGAUAACCUGGCAGAUAUCGACACUCCCACCUGCAGCGACUGUGCCAGUGGAACAUGUCCUAACACCAUCCUCCCCAACAUCCUGAGUGAGAAGAAACUCACAUCAGGCUACAUGGGAAUCUUCUCCCCUUACAAGCCCCAAGGUAAAUGUAGCCAUGGAGGGGAAGCUGACCUGACGAGCACAACACAUCCUCGCGGAGGCAUCAGCAAGGACGAGCGCCGCUCAGACAACGUUGCCCUUCACAACGCUGCUGUCACUAUUGCUACAGCCGCCAGCCUCGAGCUGUUGGAGGACAUCCGCUUAGCUGCCGGGAACGAUGACUAUUUGAGAAUGAUGGGGAUCGCCCGUUCAGCAGUCGUGUGCUUUGUGAUUGAUACCACCGGCAGUAUGUCUGAAGACAUUGAUGCAGCUAGGGAGGUUGUUUAUGAAAUCAUUGACAGCAAAAAAGGAACACAGGACGAGCCAUCAGAGUACAUUCUGGUUCCCUUCAACGACCCUGAUUUUGGACCCAUGAUCAGAACAACAGACCCUGAUAAGAUGAAAAGCGAAAUCUCUAAGCUUAGAGCGAAAGGAGGUGAUGAUAUCCCUGAGAUGUGCCUGUCAGGACUUCUGUUGGCUCUCACCGGUGCCCCUUCCUCCUCCUACAUCUAUGUUUUCACCGACGCCCCAGCCAAAGACAUUAACCUCAAGGCCACCGUCAUUGCUCUCAUCAGGAGCACCAAGUCCACGGUAUCAUUCUUCCUAACUGCACCCUUUAGGAGGCGCCGUCGUUUCACAAGAGCUGCCAACUUAGACGUCUACAAGGAGCUAGCUUUGGCCUCCGGAGGCCAGGCCAUCCAUGUUUCUAAGAAGGAUUUACCUCAGGCUACAGGCGUCAUCCUUGACACCUCCACUUCAGCUUUGGUAACAGUAAUUCAGCGUGCAAGGAACCCUGGUAAACAGGAGACCUUCCCCUUUAUGUUGGAUGAAUCGCUGAAAAAUAUCACUAUCUACAUCACAGGAACACAAAUUGCCUUCACACUGACCAACCCUGCAGGUGUGACCCAAAGCCAGGGUGACACCAUCGGAAAACUGGGAACCCUACAAACAGUUGGCAACCUGUGGAGGAUUCGUCUCAACGCCGACAGCCUGGAAGGAAACUGGCAGCUCAACGUCAACUCCAACCUGCAAUACACACUUAAAGUCACAGGCCAGAGUACUAUUACCUUCAUCUAUAACUUUGUGGAGAGUUUCGAGGGACCUCACCCAGGUUAUGCAGUACUCAGUGGGCGUCCACAAGCAGGCCAGCCGGCCACUCUGAUGCUCUCCGUACUUGGUAGGAAAGGUCCGUCAUCGAUGACCAUAGGAGAUGUUGCCCUGGUUACUGUUUCCGGCCCUGAGACUGCUAGCAAUAGCACAACAUUGGACAUGGGCAACGGAGACAUCCUGGUGACCGUUGAUGCCAUCCCUGAGGGGGAGUUUGUUGUCACUCUGGAAGGAACUGACAAAGUGUCCAACAGCAAAUUUCAGAGGCAGUCCACCACCCAGAUGUCCAUCUCUAAAGUCAAAAUCAUGGCUGUGGUAGACAGCAGUGUGAGGCCAGGGGAAUCAUUCGGGAUCCCCAUAAGCGUCCUGACCCAGGGCUCUGGUGGCAAAUACAGCGUCAAUGCCAGAAAUGACAGAGGCUUCACCAUGUCCCACCCAGACAGUAUCAUCUUGACAACUGGUGUAUAUACUAAUACUAGUCUGACUAUAAAACCACCUGCCGACACUCCAUCAGGCACUGACGUCACUCUGACGGUGGAAGCCUUGUCGGACAGCGGCGUGGACUCCAAUUACGUGGUUAUGAGAUUCUCUGUUCUAACCAAGAUCACAGAUUUCUUUCAGCCUGUGUGUAAAUUGAUGAGCGUGCUGGCUGAUGCUUGCCCUCAAGAUGUUUCUCAGUGUAAACCUUUCCAGUGGGAGCUUGCGGCCAACCUUACGGACGGAAACGGUACCGGGAUAGAGAGCGUGGCCCUGCGGCAGGGCAGUGGAAACAUCACCACCACCUCCCUGAGUGAUCCCUUCAUUCUGGCCAACUACACAGCCUCUUGCUGCUCUCAGAUUGUCGAGAUAGUGGCUGUAGAUAAAGUUGGAAAUGUGGGCAAGUGCUAUCAUUCCAUUGUGCGUUCUGCAGGCCCUCCGGCUUUAACCAUGUCUCUUACAAUGUGGUUGGGCUUGCUGAUAUCUGCCCUUGUUACAAGGUUUUAAAGGGCUUAAGUUAGGUUUAAUAUCGGAUGUACUCUGGGCAAACCAUGUACAAAUUAUUAAAAUAAACCUCCUUCCGGUGAUGGUCAUCUAGUGCUUUUAUAUUGUACUUUAUUAAAAAGUGGGCAUUGAUUAGGAAAAUGGAUGAUAAAGCUAUACAAAUGUGUCUGAAAAUUCAAUAUUUAGGCAUUUAAAACAGAAAUGAGUUGUAUUUCAUGGUUUAAUAUUAUCCUCGUGUUUGUAACAUGUCAGCUUUGGGAACAAAGAUUGUAUAUGGUGAUACAAAAUAUGAGCCAUCUGUAUGUCUAAUAUGUCUUAUAUGUCUUAAAUGAUAUGAUGAAUUGGAAAUGGGGGACCCUGAUGUAAACAAGAAGAAAGUCUUUCUCUGGUCUGCAUCCCCUUAACAAUUGUAUGUUUUGAGCUGUACUGUACUGUACCCAAUAUACAAGCUGUUAAUAAACUUUUCAAUCAAU